Molecule: messenger RNA, 2751 nt
Organism: Oreochromis aureus
Lineage: Eukaryota; Metazoa; Chordata; Actinopteri; Cichliformes; Cichlidae
Product: monocarboxylate transporter 7
Exons: 6
Coding region: 340-2028 (562 amino acids)
Biological process (GO): transmembrane transport; monocarboxylic acid transport
Molecular function (GO): monocarboxylic acid transmembrane transporter activity
Source: RefSeq, a predicted model, not a curated record
ACGGAAAUUUGAAGGCAGUUUCUCCAACUCCAGAGUCCAAAAUCCAGAUGAAGCCUGAAAGAAGUCUAAUGGCUGCUCUUGCUCUGACUUUUCCCUCCUUUUUUGGGUCCUUUUUCCCACAAUGCAUUGCAGUAGUUGAGAACUACAGAAAAAUACCUGUAAAUGACUAAUACGGAAAAUUCCUUCACGUUUAUACAGUAGAUUGUACUGUAUUUUUACGGAUUUUUUUUACAGUGUAUUCAGACUGUCUGUGAUCAGAAGAGGAGCACUUCAGAAAGCUUUUUCGCGGAGAGUGACUCAGUCCUCACAGAGCUGAAGCUGACUUUUGUGCGGCAGGGCAUGGGAUUGAGUGGUUUCUUGGGGCCCAAUGUGUACUCGGAGGUCCCUGACGGUGGCUGGGGAUGGGUGGUGGCUGUGGCAUUUUUCUUGGUGGAGGUGUUCACCUAUGGCACCAUCAAAAGCUUUGGCAUCUUCCUCCAGAACUUGAUAGACGAGUUUGGAGAGACCAACAGUCGAGUCUCCUGGAUUGUUUCCAUUAGUGUGUUUGUCAUGGCAUUCAAUGCUCCUUUUGCCUCCAUGAUGACCAACCGCUUUGGCUUUCAACUUGUUGUCAUGACUGGAGGACUGCUUAUUACUUCUGGCACCAUCGCCACCAUCUUUACCAGCUCCAUAAACCAAAUCUACAUCACCUACGGAUUAGUUGCAGGCAUGGGUUAUUGUCUGACUUUCCUCCCCACGGUGACCAUCCUUUCUCAGUAUUUCAACCAUCGGCGAUCUCUGGCCACUGCUGUCGCUUCUACUGGAGAGUCACUGUCAAUGUUUGCUUUGGCACCAGCCUUUGCAGCAUUAAGGGACCAUAUUGGCUGGAGAAAUACCAUGGCAGUAUUAGGAGCUUUGCAAAGCGUCAUCAUCAUCUGUGGCGCACUGCUUCGGCCGAUAAUUAUUAAACCCAGUGAGACGCUGAAACCAGAGGCUGACACCUUAACCUUAAAAGAUCUGAGCACACAUAAUGACUAUACAGAGGGCACAACUUCAGGGGUCUCUGUGACAAAUAAGGCAUUCUCUGAUCAAAAUACCUUCUGCAGUUUGACUAAUGAGCUAACUACAGGCUCUGUGAGCACUGCAGACUCUGGUGUUCCGUCUCUAAAUUACACUGACAGCGGCAAGCAACAGGAGACAGCUUUACCUCACAAAGAAGCAAAGGUGGAGAUUGAACGGGAACAAUUGGAAGAAAGCAAGGAAGAAAUAAAAACAUCUGAAAAAGAGGAAAAAACAAGCAGAGAUGCAGAAAAACAAGCGAUGAAAGAGGAACUAAACAAUGCAGCUGACAAAAAGUUAUCUGAAAACAAUUCCAAACUCUUGGACUUCUCCAUCCUCAAAGAGUGCAGCUUCAUUUUCUAUUCUCUCUUUGGACUGUUUGCCACUCUGGGCUUUUUCGCUCCACAGCUCUACAUCAUCCAGCUGAGUGAGAGUCGAGGAGUCGAAAAGGACCACGCGACCUACAUGCUCUCCACCAUAGCCGUGGCUGAAAUCCUAGGCCGAUUCUCUAUCGGAUGGAUCCUCACACGGAGGCAGUUUAGGAAGAAGAAGCUUUUGGUGCUUUUAGCAUGUGUGAUUACACUGACUGUGGUGCUGGUGGGAUUUACUUUGGUCACAGAGUUUUACGGCCUAGCCGUGUGCUGUGCUCUCUAUGGGUUCUUCUUGGGAACUGUGGUGUGCACCCACAUCCCUCUGCUGGCUGAGGAUGAUGUGGUGGGGAUAGAGAGGAUGACUUCAGCUGCUGGCGUCUACGUUUUCAUCCAGAGCUUUGCUGGGCUGGCAGGACCACCACUUGGAGGCAUGCUGGUGGACAUGACCCAUAACUAUGGAUCAGCCUUCUACUCCUGUGCAGCUGGCAUGGCUCUGAGUGCUUUGUUCCUGGGUUUGGUGAAGCCUGCUAAGAGAGGAUUUUCCUGUAUGAGGAGAAGACGCUCUGAAAGCAAUGCAGCCCACAAGGAGGAGAGUGAAGAGCAAACUGAGGAGAACUAGAGAUCCAAAUGAUUUCUCUGACUUUGACACUAAGUGAUGUAGAGGGUGUUUUACCUUUUAAGCUGAUGUAAAAUGAGAGUAAUAAAGGGUUCAAGCCAUAGAAUGGUAGUUAAAGGCUAAUGCUGAUAAACUGUAACAGCAUGAAUACACUGAAGAGAAAGACGUUUACUAAGUGCUUAAGAUCUGCCUUUGUAGGCCUGGUUUCUGAGAGCAAUCUCAAUAAUUUUUAGACCACAGUAUCUAAGUGAUAAUCGUGCCUUAAUUACCUGACAUACCAAACAGUGUUUUUUAACAGUGUCAGUAUUGCUACAAUGAGUACCUUUAAAUUAUCUUUGAAGAAGCUUCAUUUAGUCUUGCAUUUAAUGGAUGGCAGUGACAAAGGGUAUACUCAGAGUGAUUAAGUGUUAAUCGAGGUGUCUUAGUUGGACAGGAGACUUUAACACUGACGCUCAAUAAUUACCUCAGUGAUCAGGACAAUAACGAUAGACAAAAUGUAAUGCUAAUGUAGCAGCAAGAACAAUCAGUUACACAGAUCUUUGUUACACUUGUUAUAGGAAAUACCUGAAGCUCAGGAGUAUUUGAUUAUAUGUGUCUUAUUUGCGAUCAAAUCAAACUGUCACUAAGUUAACGGUGCACUGCUAUUUAAUACGGGAUGUCAACCCGCAAACAAUUUUUUGUAUCAAAAAUGUGUUUGUUCAUAAUAAAGCAACACUGUGAAACAGA